GAAAACACCAAAGCUUGACGUGUGUUGACGUCAAGACAAGGGACAUGUUAAUAAAUUACGAAUGUAGGCUUUUGUUUGUGCCGGGUUGUUAAAUAAAACAGUGGAGCAGCAAAAGAAGACAACGCAAGGACUUUUGGCCCAUCGUCACUUCCGCUUCUCAUUGAUUCAACUAACGGCGAGUUCGCGUCGGUCACAUUGUGGCGAUUGAGUGAAUUUUAAAGACAUGGUUCACAAGAAAGAGCCUGAAUCAGAGCCUCGGCUUUAUGGCUUUACCAGAACAGCGUCUGUUGUGUUGACCCACCUCAUCUGCUUUGGCUUCGCUGUCUUCAUCUCAGUUCUCUCUCGACCCGGUACAAGUUGGUUUUCUUGGCAUCCUUUCUUGAUGACCCUAGCUUUUUCCUUCUUCAUGACAGAAGCUAUACUCCUCUUCUCACCUGAGGGCUCUCCUAUCAAAAGUUUUUCACACAAAACCAAAGGUGGUGUUCACCGGCUCCUGCAGGGCCUCUGUGCUUCUUGUGCAGUCCUGGGCUUUGCUGCCAUCUUUUAUAACAAACACCUGAGUGGUAAACCCCACUUCACCUCGUGGCACGGUCUGUUGGGCCUGCUGACAGUGUGUGUGGUCAUUGCGCAGUCCUUGGCAGCGAUGCCUCUCAGUUAUCCUUCUCUAGCCAAAGGCUGGUCCCUCGCCAAACUCAAGCGCUACCACGCGGCGUCUGGACUCAUCACCUACCUGCUUGGCAGUGCCAGCAUGCUCCUGGGCCUCUGCUCUGUGUGGUUCGCUGGAGCUGUCAGAGAAUACACCUGGUACCUGUCAGCACUCUGCCUGGUGCUCAGUGCCUUGGUCAUAAUGAACCAAGUCUCCAGAUCUUACAUGGCUAAAAAACGGUUCCAGUCCUGAUGAGGAUGUAAAAGAACUUAAGAUGAGCUAGCCUCACAGAUUAAACUUAUUUGAGUUGGAUGUUUGUUUGUUUUUAAACUGAUUUACAUGGAGGGCAAAAGGUGCUGGUUUUUGCUGCCAUGAGCCUCCCUGAUGUUUUGUUUGUUUGUUUGAAAAGGCACUGUGUGAUUUAUGAAAUCCUUUUUCAAUACGCAUGGAACAAGAGCUGCAAUUGUAGACACUGAGGUCAUGUCUUAUGUAGUCUUUGUUGGAUUUUGGGUUAUCAACAAAUAUCAGCUAUUUGCUGAUCUUAAUGCUAUCAGCAUUUGUAAUAGCCAGUAAAUGAGAAUUAAAGAUGAGACAGAGGAAGCAGCCUUUAUAUUUUGAGUGUCGAGAAGAGUGUAAGCGAGUAAAUAAAUAACUACACAUCAACGUUAAAUGUUGAAAGAAAAUAAAAUAUUGGCACAUUUAUUGGAUAUUAGAUUUUUAUAUCAACUAUCAGCAUUUGUAUUGUUCUUUAAAAAAAACCUGACACCAGUUGGCCUCUAAUUUUGGGGUAGAUGCUACCAAAGCUGCUGUCUGGCUUGUUUGUUUAGUUUCUGCUACUUCAUGUUAGCUUUAACUUAAUGAUCAAAGUUUUUGUGUUAAGUAGAAAAUGUUGCAGUUUUAAACCAACAAACAUAGAUCUCAAGCUUGCAAAGGGUGGAAUGUUGGAGCAAGUACUUAUUCAAUAAGGGAUUUUAAAGAAUGAUAUAAUGUGUGUAUAUACAUGUAUGAAUAUAUACACACACCAUUUAUUUACUUGUUUAUGCUCUCUUCGGAUCAACUGGUGUUUGUGGUGUUCCAAACAUGGAAGGUGCAGGGUGCCCUCUGCAAAAUCAGCACUCUCAAUAUAGUUGAAGGGUGUUUCCCCGUCUUUUAAAAUUUUAAAGUUUUCAUUCAUUUAUAGAUAAGCAAAUACCUAAUAUUUUAAUAUUAAUAAAAGCCCAUAAUAUACUGUAUAUUGACCCGACAUUGAAAUAACGUUGACCUCUUCUCAGGUUACUGAUGAUCCUGUCAUUUGAUUGUUUGUACUGUCACAUUUGGAUACAUCAUGGCUUUUAAAAUAAAUGUAUUUGUGUAU
Molecule: messenger RNA, 2000 nt
Organism: Pundamilia nyererei
Lineage: Eukaryota; Metazoa; Chordata; Actinopteri; Cichliformes; Cichlidae
Gene: cyb561d2
Product: cytochrome b561 family, member D2
Exons: 3
Coding region: 224-898 (224 amino acids)
Cellular component (GO): endoplasmic reticulum
Molecular function (GO): transmembrane monodehydroascorbate reductase activity
Source: RefSeq, a predicted model, not a curated record